AUUCAUGCCAAGCUCCAGAGGCAGCGCGAGCUGGCGAAGGCAGCGCUGCGACGGCAGGGGCUGCUGGGGGGACCCGCGCCGCACCAGCCGAAGCCGGUGGCUAAAAGGUCGGUGAAGUUUAACAAGGGCUACACGGCGCUCAGCCAGACGGCGGAUGAAAACCUGGUCUCCCUCGAUUCGGACAGUGAUGGGGAGCUGGGAUCCAGAUGUUCCUCGGGCUACUCCUCCGCUGAGCAGGUGAACCAGGACCUGAGCCGACAGCUGCUGCAGGACGGAUACCACCUCGACGAGGUCCCUGAUGAUGAAGAUCUGGAUCUCAUCCCCCCAAAACCUGUCUCCUCCUCUUCUUGCCCCUGUUGUUUUGGAGAAAAUCUCUCCUGCGUGAUCCAGUAG
Messenger RNA from Leptosomus discolor (cuckoo roller), 393 nucleotides. The record is from RefSeq and is a predicted model, not a curated record. NCBI's taxonomy places the organism in Eukaryota, Metazoa, Chordata, Aves, Leptosomiformes, Leptosomidae.